UUCUAUGGGAGGGAAGGUUUACUGAAGCGCCACAGGAGGUCACUGGAGUUUUGUCAGUGGUCAAACUUUACUAUAUCCUAUAGAGAACGACACGCUAUUGAUUAAUACUUAGACGCAUAUACUGUUGCUGUAUGUAGUCAAGCAGUAAUGCACAGGUCAGAAAUGCUGCGUCAAAACAUAUAUUAUACUUAAGGUAAGGUUAAUUUAAUAAAGUUAUGAGAUGGUUCUAAUGUUUUGGUCCUCGUUUAUUUAAAUAUUGUGGAACACUGGAACCCCAUUAUGUUACUCACCCCAGUGACCUCAGUAAUAGCCAUAUCCUAGAACUAUCCCCUUUAUUUACUCCUUUAUCGUCUAGGGGCAGCACGCGACCUUUACCAUGAGGAGCUGUCCGUUCAGCACCACCGUCAAAAAAGAAUAUUAUCAACACGUUAUACAAAAAAUAAAUAAAUAUAACUAGACACUGCAUCCUUUAAAUGGCAUUAUAACCAGUUCACUGGAGUGCUGUUUUUAAUGAGUCCUGCAGAUUAGAAAAACAGUUGCAGCACAUCAGGCGGACAGACGCAGAGAGCACCGACACUUUCAGUCAGUGACGUUGAGCUGCACAACAACAAGCCUCUCCAUCAGCUUGCUUCCCACACCGGUCUGGUCCGCAUGCCCGUCCGCACCAACUCCGGCAGCUCCGCGUCCUCCACGCACAACUCCCCGUCAUGAACUCUGGAAGCAGGCACUGACGCCAGACAGAAAUGCUGAAGCUCCGGCUCGUCCUCCUGGCUGGGAUCUGCUUCUGCGUCCGCGGAACCCCUGUCCGUCCCCCAAACGCCAUCCAGACGCAGGACGGCGACUGUGACGGGCCGUGCGCCAGCUCAUUAACAGCUGUUGGACCGAAGACCGAGCCCUCGGGCGCUGAACGCGUGAUUGGCCUGGAAUUGAAUGUAGGUGUGGGGGCGACGGCUGGCCCACAUGGACGACCCGAGGGAGCAGAUCCAGUGACGCAGGCGGAAAACGGGGACGGCCUUGAUGGAAUAUCUGGGCCGAGCGAGGCUGGCGAGUUAAAGAAGGUCGAGAGCACGUCUGAGACCGGACAUGCUGAGAGACAGGCGCUCGGCUCAGUGCGGGCUGCGGGGUGGGCGUCAGAGGAGUCCACUUCUAAAACGCAGCUGAAAACAGACAUGAGGGCCGCUUUCUCACCAGCGGUGCCGCCGCUGAGCAUCUCAGCUGCAGAGAUCCAGGAAGGCGGCUCCCGCCAGGACAGGGACCCGGAUGCGAGCUCACCCUCAUCCUCAGAACCCCGCGUCCACGGACUGACGUCCCACAGGCCGACCUCGCCCUUCGCCUCCACGCCUUUGACCAUGUGGGGCAGUGAGGGCCCUGCGGCGUCUCCCCUCUCAGACCCACUGUUACCUGAAAUGGGCCCAAACCUGAUGCCAAAAGAGGACGGACCAGAAAGCCUGUGGACCGAAGCAGCGAGACCUGGUGGAGCCGACACCGCGGUGCCGCUCUCCCAGGACGAAGCCACCGAGGGCACCAUGUCAUCAGAGGCGCUCCCUCUCAUAUUUGAGGACGUCACCCCAGAGGCGGCAGCGGCGGUCACGCCGGUGCCCGGCGGCGCACGGCCUCCCGCUGCCAUGGCAACCAAAGGAAUGCCUUCGUCAGAGACAGACCUGGAGCAGCUGGUCACCGUGGAGACAGACAGCGACGGUCCGUCGCACGCCCAGCCCCUGCUGACGCCAGACUGGACUCAUCCUGAUCUCCUGGACUCGAGGAGCCCUCCAGUUGCUGUGAGGAAACCAAAUCUCUUGCCCACCACCGGCUCCUCCCUCUCAUCCCUCCAGCAUAGGAUGACAACGGUUGCCACGGCAACCAGCAGGCCCGCGCACAAAUCCAGACUGGGUUUGGCGACGAUGGAAUCUGAGGAGGAACCAGACGAGGAUGAUGAUGACGAUGAUGACGACGAUGAGAACUCUGAGGAAUCUGUGGAGGAGGAAAGCGAGGAGGACCUCACGGAAGCACCUAAAACGUCCUCGACGCAGCCUCCGUACAGCUUCAUCCCUCCACCCCCCGUCUGGGUUCAGCGCAACCAGGGCCUGAUGCGCAGCUGGGUGGAGCUGAUCAGAGAAAAGGCAGGGUACGUGUCUGGGAUGCUGGCCCCUGUGGGCAUCGGUAUCACAGGGGCCCUGCUCAUCGUCGGCGCCCUCUACAGCAUCCGGAUGAUUCACCGCAAGAGGAGGAACAGCUUCAAGCACCAGAGGCGGAAGGUCAGGCAGCCAGAGCAACCUCGGGAGGCCAGCACCAGCCGCCAGGACCAGGCCAUGCUGCUGGCCGACAGCUCCGAGGACGAGUUCUGACCGCACUCCUCUGGGCUCCUCCCGUCUGUGACCAGCGGCCAUUGGUUCCUGCAGCGGAGGCUUGGCGGCCAUCACCAUCGCUAUGACUACUGCAUCUCCAGUCACCCGGGGCCCGUUUGGCCAUGACUCAUCUGAUCCACGCUGUGUGACAGAGUAUAGGACCCCAUUUGCACAGGCUGCACAAUGGUCAGCUUUGUAUUCCCCCUCUUUCCGACCAACAGGAGCGCGUCUCUGAGCGUUGUCAGGUGAUGUUGACUGUAGCAGACCCAGCAGGGCUGGCGUGAGGCCCGCAGCCUUUGAAAGUGUCAAAAACAAACUAAACGCAGUCGUGGGGUUUUGGCAGAAAGGAGGCGUCGCUGGUCAAAUCCUGCCAUUUCGGAGCAGAGGGGGUGAAAAUAAGGAAAGGGCUGUAGAAUAUGGACUGUAUAUGUAGCUGACCAUGGGUUGGUUGUGUUACUGUAGAUAAAGCUUGAUUAUCACUACACCUAAAAUAAAGCAGUACGUUACCAUGGCCUGUACCUUUAGCUUCUUCUGUGAAACAGUGUCUGCAUAGGACAUUACUGUCAAACCAGUCUCGCAUUAUUGUUGAUGUCAAAUGAUCAUGAUCCUCUAUAAGUAUGUAGCAGAUACCAGACCUCCUCCUACCUGCAUGUGUUUUUCCUUUGCAGACAAGACCUUUUUUCCCUCCUCCAUCACGUUUGCACACAAGUGAUUUUAGAAAAGGGCUGAGAGGAGAGAUUCCGUUCAACGUGUUUCAACAGAGAAUGUGAAAUCUGGAGUUCUGACAGAAUGGGUGCAACAAACGCUGGUCACUUAAGCAAUGUUUUUAACUUCUAGUAUUAACAUACCAUUGUGGUUUUGUUUAGGGAAAAUAUAUUUUCUGUAACUCUAUGGGCCAUCUGAUGUGGUUGUUGUCCCAACUCUGUUUAUAUGCAAUAACAGUGUUUUACAGUGUUAGGUAAAAUAAUGACGCUAGGGUGAUUUGUGUAGAUACAGAAUGUCUUCAAAUAAACAAGUUUUAGUCUGA
Messenger RNA from Betta splendens (Siamese fighting fish), 3372 nucleotides. Its product is annotated as armadillo-like helical domain-containing protein 4. Lineage: Eukaryota; Metazoa; Chordata; Actinopteri; Anabantiformes; Osphronemidae. The transcript is spliced from 8 exons. Bases 744 to 2345 code for a protein of 533 amino acids. The record is from RefSeq and is a predicted model, not a curated record.